AUGAAAGGAAACGGCAAAAUUGCAUUCUGUGCUCUGUUACUAUUUACUGUUUUUAACAUCGAAGCAAGAAAAAGCAACAAAAUUUUGGAGGAUACCACCUUGAGGGGUGCGGCAAACAACUGGAAGAACAGAAACACAAACCCCAAUCAUGCCUGUACAUGCAAAUGUACAUUAAAAACACGAAACGGGUCUUUUAAAUUCAUUAAUUUUAGGAAAAGUAGGAAGACAAAUUACGUGAACAAUGCGGGACACCCAUCCAUAAUGCAACUUCCUGCGCGUCCUUCCAGGGAGAUAUGGAAUGAAGAUUCUCACAAAAGUGGAUUCACCUCGUUACAAAAGAGAAACGGUGUUACACUUGGUUUAUCUAUGCGUGGUGCCACCAGAUGCUCCUUUCUGUUUAACAAACUUGAUAGCUUCUGUGGGAAUUAUGAGCGAAGGAUGAACAGUUCCCAGAAGAAUUGCACAUCGGAAGGUUGCAACAUUGUUGCAUCCGAAAAGGUGGACUUGAUGUCGCUUGACUUGUUCAGAUAUAAAUAUGCCCUUCCUUUGGAUGAAGUGAGCACAGGAGGGGGGCACAGUGGGUGGGGGAAUAUUAAAAGGCGUGCCUUCUCUUUGUCUGCAUUGCCACCGGGCGGCGCCGCGGUUGUAUCUUCGCCGGCAGUGGACCCCACCACUACAAUCACGUCCACCUCGAAUGCCCCCCUCGCGCAAGGAAAUUUUUACGCACCCUGCGUAAUUGACAAGCGCGGCAUAGACGAUGUAAGUGGUCCCCCGCGCAGGACAACCUACGGGUCGCCCAUCAGAACAACUGAGUGUGGCAGUUGGGUUCAGUCUCCUCCUGAGGUUUGCAGAAAUAAUGGAGCCAAAAUUGGAAUGAAGAGCGGGGGCCAACCUGUUUUCGAACCUGCUACCAAAUCUUCUACCAAAACUGACUCUGAACUCACCGACGAGCCCUCCGAAGGUAGAGGAAAAAAAAAACGAGUUCUGUCAGAGGAGGCCAAGCAAAGCAUGCGAGAAAAACUUCGAGUUAUUAUGCGAAACAAAUGGAAGGAUCCAGAAUUUCGGAAAAGGAUGAUGAAGUCUUUUAAGAAGAGAGGCCUUGAACACAAGAAAAAAAUAUCGGAAACCGUGAAGAACAAAUGGAAAAAUGAUAUGAAUUAUAAACAGAAAACACUGGAUGGACAGCGGAGGUACUUCAUCAAACGAUAUAAAAACCAAAAGGUGGUUGCCAUUUCAGAAAAAACGAGGGAGAAAAUAUCCAAAGCUAUGAAACAAUACUGGGUGAACAAAAAUAAGUUUGCAAAAACGCAAGUUAACAAUUUGCAGCAUAUUCAGAAACGGAAGAAAAAGCACAAGAAGGUUUGGGAGGAUAUUUACUCCCUUAUAUUAAAUCAGAAGGUUGGCGACUUUGGCGGCUAUCAGUCGUCUUUGCACCAUAACCUGUCAAUCAAUUUGCAGGCAGCACUUAACUGA
This is a messenger RNA of Plasmodium knowlesi strain H, 1473 nucleotides long. Its product is annotated as conserved Plasmodium protein, unknown function. The transcript has a single exon. The coding region runs from base 1 to 1473 and encodes 490 amino acids. The record is from RefSeq and is a predicted model, not a curated record. NCBI's taxonomy places the organism in Eukaryota, Apicomplexa, Aconoidasida, Haemosporida, Plasmodiidae.